Molecule: messenger RNA, 2253 nt
Organism: Moesziomyces antarcticus
Lineage: Eukaryota; Fungi; Basidiomycota; Ustilaginomycetes; Ustilaginales; Ustilaginaceae
Product: glycoside hydrolase family 79 protein
Exons: 1
Coding region: 1-2253 (750 amino acids)
Source: RefSeq, a predicted model, not a curated record
AUGCGCUCAUCCACAUCGGCGCUAGUCGCCACCCUCGCCUCCUCACUCUGGCUCGCACGCUCCGCCCUCGCCGACGUCAACCUCUCCCCGGCUCUCAACGCUUCCAACGCAGGCACCCUCUCCGUCACAAUCAGCCCCUCCUACGUCGGCUUCGGUAUCGAACCCUCUGACCUCAUCGUCUACACCGGUUCCACCUCCCCCAACCAGCUCACCUACAACCUCCUCUCCAAUCUCGCAAACUACACCGGCGCACCCCCCCACAUCCGCCUCGGCGGCAAUGCAGGCGACACCAUGCUCUACGACGACUCGGUCACAGGCACCGCCCUCCAGCAAAACGCAAACCCAACCGGCUCCGGCAACGCGAGGCCCUCGGACUACUACACCUUUGGCCCCGACUUUUUAAAAGCACUCAACAACUUCCCGGACGGAACGCCCAUCACCUACGGUCUCAACCUCGCCUACACCGGCGCAGACGCCCUCAACCGCGUCGUCGCACAGGCUCAGGCCGCUUUCGAGUACGUCGGCACCAACCCAAACGGCGCAAAGAUCGUCGGCCUCGAAAUCGGCAACGAGCCAGACCUCUACAUCGACCUCGGCUACCGCCCCCAAAACUGGUCCGUAUACGACUUUGGUAACGAGUGGUCCAGCCGCGCAGAAGCCGUCUACAAGCAGGUGCUCAAGCCAAGGGGCAUCAACUCCAACUACUUUGAGGUAGCCACCACCGCAACCACCGCCACCAAAAACGGUCAGCCCUUCCGCAUCUCCAACCUCGUCAACACUGGCGUCGCCGCCGACAACGGCAUCUACGUCGCAGGCUGGAACCAGCACGACUACUACUACUACGUCAACGUCUCCAACUACCAGCUCACCCUCCCCAUCCUCCUCGACCUCUCCACCACCGUCAGCCAGUUCCGCGAGUGGACCGGUCAGGUCCAGCAGGCCCUCGUCACCGGCAAGCCCUACUACCUCCGCGAGAUGGGCAGUGUCGGCCCCAACGGUCUCCAGGGCAUCAGCGAGACCUUUGCAAACGCUCUCUGGACCUUCAACUUCUUUUUCUUCGCUGCCAGCAUCCAGAUCAGCGCCGUACAGAUGCACAUGACCCAGUACUCGAUCGCGGCCCCGUGGCAGACCAACUACAUGAACGGUCAGGGCCCUCACGUACGUCCCACCUACUACGCCUGGGCCGCCUGGUCCCAGAUCAUCGGCGCCACCUGCAACACCAGGAUCGCACAGGUCUCGCUCAGCAACCAGCCCGGCGCCUACACCAACCGCCUCAACGCCUUUGCCGUCUACCGAGGCAACGCGCUCGGCUCCGUCGUCAUGAUCAACACCCAGCCCUACUACUCGUACAGCGGCAACCCCUCCUACCAGAACUUUGUCCUCAGCCUCCCCGGCCUCGCCGGCCGAACCGUCUGGCUCUCGGUGCUCUCGGCCGACGGCGUCGAGUCCACCUCCAACGUCGUUUGGAACGGCAUCAGCUACGAGCAGUCCGGCAACGGUCAGCCCCGCACCGUCAACGGAACCCAGUGGACCAUGACCGUCGGCUCCGACGGUACGCUCACCGUCCCCGUCCGUGACAGCCAGGUCGUCGUCGCCAGCACCUUCCGCCUCGGCCGCGAGUCGGUCAACACCGCCAACUGUGAGAACCUCGCCAGCGCCGCCCCCGGCACCACCGGCACCGCCACCGGCUCGGGCAACGCAGCUCCCACCUUCAAGUCCACCAGCGGCUUCAAGUCGGACAAGCCGCUCAGCAUGACCGCCAUCAUCGCCAUCGCUGCCGGCGGCGGCGUCUUCCUCAUCGUACUCCUCGGCCUCUUCAUCUGGUGUUGCGUCCGCUCCUGCAAGAAGUCCAACGCUCGCAAGGCUCGUGCAUCGGCCAUGCUCAAGGCUCCCCCGCGUCACGACGACCAUCCGCUCCUCGAGAGGGACUUUGCCGACGAGAGCCACGCAUCCUACCCGGCUUACCAGAACUCGCCCGGCCUCCGCGGCUGGGAGAGCCCCAUGACCUCGGUCAGUCACGGACAGCAGGUGCAUCCCUCCCAGUCCUACCACAACAUGCAGCCCGAGUACGACUAUGCGCCUGCGGGCUACCAUCACUCGCCCCAGCAGCCCCACGCCAUGCACUCGCCCACACCGCAACAGACACAGCAGUACUACCAGCAGCACCCAGCCUACCUGCAGAGCCCGUACCAAAACUACGCUCACCAAUUUGGUCACGGACAGCACGGCAACGGCCACGGCCGCGCCUACUGA